AAAACUGUUGGUAAAAGAAAGAUAAAACAACAACAGCCUGUCAACGGUCGAGCCGUUGUCCAACCGUCAAACCGUUACAGAACGUAAACCGGAGAGGAUAUUUUUGUGGAGCCAACAUGUCUGGAGGAAAGAGCGGCGGAUGGAGGGAAACCUUAUGGGAUCCAGAGAAGAGAGAGUUUCUAGGGCGAACAGGGGACAGUUGGCUUAAGAUAUCCGUGUUCUACGUGAUUUUCUACGCAUUCCUGUGUGGGAUUUUCGUCGCGACCAUUCUGGUUUUGCUGAUGACUUUAAAUAUGUACAAACCCAAAUACCAGGACAGAAUUCUUCCCUCAGGUCUGUCAUUCUCACCCUACGCCCACAACCUUGAGAUCAUUUACAAGACGGACGACCCGUCUUCAUAUGAGGUGUACGUCAAAAACCUGAAGGAGUUUAUUGAGCAAUAUAAUGAUGAGAAACAGACCGACGACAUGAAAUAUGAGGAUUGUGGAACCACCCCGAAGUUAUACACUGAACGCGGCGAACUCGAAAGUAAUACAGGACAGAGGAAAAGUUGCCGCUUCAGCAGAAGGGAGCUUCAAGGCUGCUCUGGGGAAAACGACACCACCUUUGGCUUUAAGGAGGGAAAGCCGUGCCUCAUUGUCAAGCUCAACAGGAUUAUCAAUUUCAGACCAAAACCUCCUUCCAGCAGCGAUUUGCUUCCAGACGAUCUGCAAGGCAAAUCCUUUUAUAACUUCCUCCCCGUUCACUGCACGAAUAGAUGGGCGGAAGACGACGGCCUGAUCGGAGAGAUCAAGUACUUUGGCUUCGCGGGCAACGCCGGUUUCCCUCUCCAGUACUUCCCCUACUACGGCAAAAUGCUGCAUCCCAAUUACCUGCAGCCUCUGGUGGGCAUCAAGUUCACCAACCUCACCAAGAACAGGGAGCUCCGCAUCAAGUGCAAAGUGUACGGGGAAGGCUACACGGCGGAAGGCAUUGAUGGACUAUUUUACGUUCGCGUCACUGUGAAACAGUGACCCCAGACACGAUGAUGGCAAAAAAAAA
Xiphophorus maculatus (southern platyfish) is the source of this 1041-nucleotide messenger RNA. RefSeq names its product sodium/potassium-transporting ATPase subunit beta-1-like. The record is from RefSeq and is a predicted model, not a curated record. Bases 117 to 1013 code for a protein of 298 amino acids. Gene Ontology annotation, cellular component: sodium:potassium-exchanging ATPase complex. Gene Ontology annotation, biological process: intracellular sodium ion homeostasis; sodium ion export across plasma membrane; potassium ion import across plasma membrane. Gene Ontology annotation, molecular function: ATPase activator activity. Lineage: Eukaryota; Metazoa; Chordata; Actinopteri; Cyprinodontiformes; Poeciliidae. The transcript has a single exon.